Molecule: messenger RNA, 1094 nt
Organism: Gamsiella multidivaricata
Lineage: Eukaryota; Fungi; Mortierellomycota; Mortierellomycetes; Mortierellales; Mortierellaceae
Exons: 4
Coding region: 129-1010 (293 amino acids)
Source: RefSeq, a predicted model, not a curated record
GUGUUGAUACAGGGAAACAUCAGUUACUCACAUGUAUCGGCCAGUACCGUCUUACAGACUUUCGUGCGACAUCAGGUUGCCAGUAAGAACAGCUAUUAUCGUCUUGGUACUGGUUUUUUCAUGCUUAAAUGGGAUCGAUUGUAAACUGCAUUUAUUUUCCUUUGGAUCUGAUAGAGACCACCCAAGGCCUUCGUGGAAAAUCAGACGACAGCAAGAGGCGGCUCACAACUACUUCGUCGGAGAGUUCGGUUCCCUCGAAAAGAUCAGCUGCAGAAGUUGUCUCUGAGAUUGGAGAGGAGGCUGAAGAGGCUGAUGUGAGCGCUCCAAGUCCUGAACCACCCCAUAAAAAAGUCACCUUCCUGGAAGUCGAGUUCCCUUCGGAAUGUGGAAGCGAUUACGCCGAUUCCAAUCCCUCUUCGACCAGAUCAUCUCUGAACUCCAUUGACUUCCGCUUUAUCGAUCAUUUAGUUGGACCAGGCACAUCAUCUUCACGACUGACUACAAACGCUCGCCUCAUAAUCGACCAACUUGAUGUUUCCCAGCUACUGAUGGACGCGCGAAGAUCAAUGAUAAAAAAGCAAAGCGAGAUCACGGAUGUUUCGGAUUUGUUAACGAUUAAUUUUAUUUUUGACGCGAACUUCCUGAAGAAACACGUCCCGACGAACAUCUUGACAUCAUUUUUAUCGACACCACUACCCACACCACCUGAUCGAGAAAUGAAGUUACUUUUAGACUGCUCUGUGUUUGCGGCAUCACAUUCAUUCCAGGAGACCAAAAGACACAUUCGGAACAAAAUCCAAACAGAAGGAGAGAGCCUUGUAACAGACAUUCUUCGUCAUUAUACGGAAAGACCCUACCUCUGGCAGCACAGUACUUCAUAUCCCAUCCCUCCGCCAUCACUGACACAGAAUGAAGACACUUACACGCAGGCCAUUGUGAAAAAUAUUAUCCUCGGCGUAGUCGGCGAUCUGGAGCUGUCGGAUCAUUGGAGUCGAGACCCUGAUUGUUGAGAUCAAGAAACCAGGGGCAAAUGAUAACGAUUUGGAAGGGGACCAGCGGAAGCUCCCUUGCAUGCAGAAACUGAUGAUAGAUCA